This is a messenger RNA of Racocetra persica, 829 nucleotides long. The record is from the annotation of a GenBank genome assembly. Lineage: Eukaryota; Fungi; Glomeromycota; Glomeromycetes; Diversisporales; Gigasporaceae.
AUGCUUCCUACGAAGGGUAAUGAAGAUGCUAAACAGAUUGCACAUUUAAUACAUCAAGUAAUUGAAUUGUCCCAUUUAGCAAAUUUAAAUAUUUUAAGUUUUGGAGCCAAUGGUGCUAGAUCUGAAUUUAAUGCACAGUCAAUUAUUACAAAAGAAGCUUCAAAUUUUUUUGAAUAUAAAGAUUCUUUUUAUAAAAUUCAUUUUAAAGUACCAUUAUAUAAUAAUAAACCAUUUAUUCGAAUUCAAGAUCCAAAACAUGCUAAAAAAACAGCUAGAAAUCAAAUAUUUUCUGGAGCAAAACUUUUAUCUCUUGGAAAUAACACUGUACAUGAUCAACUUUUUAAAUUAGCUCAUCAACUACAGCAUUUUCUUUUAAAACGUGAUGUACUUAAUGUUGACAAGCAAGAUGAUGGUGCUGCAUUAUGUGAAUUGUGUGAUGCUUAUUUAAAUAAAACAAUUGAUCAUAAAACACAUAUUGAAAUGGUAUUACGUGCUUAUUUUUUUUUAAAUAUAUGGAAAGAAUAUAUUGAACAAUGUGCUAUUCAAUAUUCAACAAAAUGGUAUAAUUUACAAAAAAGUUUUAUUUCACUUCAAAGUUAUGAUAUUUUUAUUAGUAUGGUAGAAUCUUUAGUAAUGCUUAUUAUAGCACAUCAUGAAUAUUAUUCACAAUUUCCUUUAUUACCAUGGGAACAUGGAACUGAAGUAUUAGAACAUUUGUUUAGAAUUUCACGAAAAAUACUUCCUGAUUUUAAUUUUUAUGAGUUUUUUAAAAUACAACAAAAAGUAUUAUUUCAUGAUAAAAUUUCACAUGCUGGAAUAAUUGAUACUA